Messenger RNA from Cervus elaphus (red deer), 769 nucleotides. Its product is annotated as diphosphoinositol polyphosphate phosphohydrolase 3-beta. Gene Ontology annotation, cellular component: nucleus; cytoplasm. The record is from RefSeq and is a predicted model, not a curated record. Gene Ontology annotation, molecular function: diphosphoinositol-polyphosphate diphosphatase activity; endopolyphosphatase activity; bis(5'-adenosyl)-pentaphosphatase activity. Gene Ontology annotation, biological process: diphosphoinositol polyphosphate metabolic process; diadenosine pentaphosphate catabolic process; diadenosine hexaphosphate catabolic process. The transcript has a single exon. Lineage: Eukaryota; Metazoa; Chordata; Mammalia; Artiodactyla; Cervidae. The coding region runs from base 275 to 769 and encodes 164 amino acids.
GCGGGGACGGGGGCGGGGGCGGCGCCUCCUCCACUCAGGCGUCUGUGCCCGGGACCCCCGGCCACGCAGGGGACGGACCGACUGACGUACCUCGCGCGCCCCCGCCCCCGUCCCCGCCCCGGCCUUAUCUUCCCUGAGCUCCCGGGGCUCGUGGGCUGAGGCGCCUCUCUCUCUCACUCUCUGCCCCUCCUCGCGGCUCUUUCUCUCCGCAGCACCUUGGAGCCCCUCGACCCGGCGGCGGCGGGGACCUGAGCGGCGGCGGACGGCCUCGAAGAUGAAGUGCAAGCCGAACCAGACGCGGACCUACGACCCGGAGGGGUUCAAGAAGCGGGCGGCGUGCCUGUGCUUCCGGAGCGAGCGCGAGGACGAGGUGCUGUUAGUGAGUAGCAGUCGGUACCCGGACCGCUGGAUCGUGCCGGGCGGGGGCAUGGAGCCCGAGGAGGAGCCGGGCGGUGCGGCCGUCCGCGAGGUGUUUGAAGAGGCGGGAGUCAAGGGGAAGUUAGGCCGGCUCCUGGGCAUUUUCGAGCAGAACCAAGAUCGCAAGCACAGAACGUACGUGUAUGUACUGACUGUCACUGAGAUUCUGGAGGAUUGGGAAGAUUCGGUUAACAUUGGGAGGAAGCGAGAGUGGUUCAAAGUCGAAGAUGCGAUCAAGGUUCUCCAGUGCCACAAGCCCGUGCAUGCCGAAUAUCUGCAAAAACUAAAGCUGGGCGGUUCCCCAACCAAUGGAAACUCCGUGGCCCCGUCCCUGCCGGAGGGCGAUCCCUAG